CUGGGCAAAAUGUUCCACCGCCCGGGUCUGGUAACUGGCGGGAUAUCAAAGACUGGCACACCGGGCAGGACUCCGGGCAGCGGCACACCGGGCUGGACUCCGGGCAGAGGCACACCGGGCUGGACUCCGGGCAGAGGCACAUCGAGCAGAGGCACACCGGGCAGAGGCACACCGGGCAGAGGCACACCGGGCAGAGGCACAUCGGGCAGAGGCACAUCGGGCAGGACUCCGGGCAGAGGCACAUCGGGCAGGACUCCGGGCAGAGGCACAUCGGGCAGGACUCCGGGCAGAGGCACAUCGGGCAGGACUCCGGGCAGAGGCACAUCGGAUUUCCAGGCGAAGCAGCAGCAGGCAGCGGGCCACCAGGCGGAGCAGCAGGCACCGGGCCCCGGGCGGGGCGGCGGGCACCGAGUCACCAGGCACAACCGUGGGCUCCGAGUCAACUGGGAUGACCGCUGGCACUGGGUCAGACAUUGGAUCGUCUGGCUGGACAGCGGGCAUCGGGUCACCAGGCAUCAGGUGAUUUGGCUCGACAGCGGGCACCGCGUCAUCUGGCAAGGCAGUGGGCUCCGAGUCAACUGGUAUGACGGCGGGCACUGGGUCAGACAUUGGAUCGUCUGGCUGGACAGCGGGCACUGGGUCACCAGGCAUCAGGUCAUUUGGCUCGACAGCGGGCACCGCGUCAUCUGGCAAGGCAGUGGGCUCCGAGUCAACAGGCACGACAGUGAGCACCGGGUCAUCAGGAACCGGAUUGUCUGGCUCGACAGCGGGCAU
Staurois parvus is the source of this 774-nucleotide messenger RNA. The record is from the annotation of a GenBank genome assembly. NCBI's taxonomy places the organism in Eukaryota, Metazoa, Chordata, Amphibia, Anura, Ranidae.